Messenger RNA from Girardinichthys multiradiatus, 1496 nucleotides. RefSeq names its product family with sequence similarity 162 member A (gene fam162a). Gene Ontology annotation, cellular component: mitochondrion. The record is from RefSeq and is a predicted model, not a curated record. Bases 114 to 542 code for a protein of 142 amino acids. Gene Ontology annotation, biological process: neuron apoptotic process; cellular response to hypoxia; positive regulation of release of cytochrome c from mitochondria. The transcript is spliced from 5 exons. NCBI's taxonomy places the organism in Eukaryota, Metazoa, Chordata, Actinopteri, Cyprinodontiformes, Goodeidae.
CUGCGCAGGGCCUGCAUUUGUGCAGUAGUUGACUUUCUGUAACUGAAGGAGAAGUUUCAGCUGCUGUUUGCUGCACGGUUUCUGGACACACCGGCAGUUUAACCCAGACAGACAUGAAUUUCGUCAGAUCUCGUCUCUCCGUCGGAAACCUUUUCGGUCAGCGGUUCCGAGGGAUGUGCAAUAAACUUCCAGAGACCAAACCAGAGUCCUCACCGGCAGCUCCAGCAGAAGAACCCCGUCCCUUAUUCAAACCCCCCGGCUACAGACCCUCCAACUUGGACAGGAAGAUUUUACUGUGGGCAGGUCGCUUCAAGUCCCUGGACCAGAUCCCAGACACUGUGUCCUUUGAGACGAUUGACAACGCCAGAAACAAAAUCCGAGUGAAAGCUGCCUAUCUGAUGAUGGCGUUGUCAAUAGGAGCCUGUGUGGUUAUGGUGGUCAUGGGCAAAAAAGCUGCUGGCAGAAAUGAGUCCCUGACUGUAUACAACUUGGAGAAGAAGGCCAAAUGGAGGGAGGAACUUGAGAAAGAAAAGACUCAGUGAUAAAGGACAACUCUGCUUAAUAGCCGUAAUACAGUUGCAACCAGAGAUUUUCAUACAAGAUAUAAAAAGAAAACACUCCUCCAGAUGCAACAAUGGUCAUGAUGGUUUUAGUCCCUAUGUGCAUUUUCAAACUGUGAUCUGGCUUUUCUGACUUCUACCUUGUAGAGUGGCCUUACAGCCCAUGUCGGACCAGGACUCUUUGCUUUUGUUCUGAGGUUUCACACCAAACAUGUCCACCUCUGGGACGCAAAAGCAGUUUCCUUUCUUAAUGGUAUAGCUGGACAUUUCCAUGCUGAUGAAAGUUUCCCCUUUAGGCAUCUGGACAUUUCAGCCAAGGAUGAACCAGUCUUUUGGAGAUCCUCAGUUCUCUUCCUGGUAGUUUGUUUCUUUAGAUUUUCCAACAUCAUCGCAAGAAAACAGUUUGAUGCAUCAACGUAAAAUACAUCCAAAGGGGUCCCUCGUUUGAACUCAGAAGUAUACAAAGUCAUUACAUCAUCGCCACCUGGCCUUAGCAAAUAGAAACAGUCUGAUGAAUUGUCAGUGAGAAAAAUGCCAUAAACCUAAAAAAGUGUUUGUGUCUUUUUACACAUAUGUACCAGAGCUCUCAACCUACGGAGGAGUAGAAAGGUAGUGACCAUCUCACAGUAAGAACCUGAACUAGUGGCACUUUUCACAACAACCAGGACAUUGGGCUCAAUGUGCAGAAACCUAUAGCGGUACCAAGCCAAAAUCUGCAGUGGGAAUUGAAUGAAAAUAGAUUUCUGACUGCUUAAUUUUGAAUACAUAACUGUGGCAAUUUGUUUCCAUUGUGAAUACAUGUUUUAGUUUUAAAAAUAGUGGAGUAGUGGAUCCAGUGUAAAAGAUUCUUCAUCUUGUUCAUAUAUUGAUUUCAUUAAGUUUGCUAAUGGCUGUUGUGGCAUCUGUGUCUAAAGUAAUAAAGAAAAAUCAGUUUAA